Ricinus communis (castor bean) is the source of this 2033-nucleotide messenger RNA. Its product is annotated as probable isoprenylcysteine alpha-carbonyl methylesterase ICMEL1. The transcript is spliced from 11 exons. Lineage: Eukaryota; Viridiplantae; Streptophyta; Magnoliopsida; Malpighiales; Euphorbiaceae. The record is from RefSeq and is a predicted model, not a curated record. The coding region runs from base 334 to 1785 and encodes 483 amino acids.
AAGUCGAAAGACCCAAAAUGUCAAAUAUAAGGCAACAAAAAUUCAAAGGACCAAUUCCAAAAUUUUCCUACAUUUUCUGAACAAAAGAAAGAAACCCAUCUGGCAAUCACCAACUGGCUCUUCAUUCUUCAACCCCAAUUUGGCAUUUUUCCCUCUCUCUCUCUCUCUCUCUCUCUCUCUCUCCAUAGAUCCUCUUCUGAUCAUUCUUGAGAAACAGAAACAGAAAAUCAAGAUAAUUUUUAACUGUUUUGAUUUCUGUUUUUGUGUGUCAAUCUUAAUAUUAAAAAUCCGACAACAAAGAACACCUCAAGUUUCAACAUUUGUAUAAAAACAAUGCCUUCUCCAAAUCCAAUCCUCCCUUUAACUGUCAAACAAUCUUCGAAAGGAUUAAAACCCAAUUCUUAUUUUGACCAACCAUCACCUCCCUCUCCAGCAGCAACCACAGCAAUGUUGCUAAAACAAGAAAUUCUCAAUUUUGAUGACCCAACUGCCAGAUUUUUAAUUGAUGAAGAAACUAGCAUUUCAAGUAAGCCUCUGUUGUCAAGAACCUCUAGUUUUGCAGGUACUACGACUAUCACUACUACUAGUAGUUCUUCUGUCAAUUCUUAUCAUCAACAGAGACGACGACGUAUUGCUAGUGAAAGCUCCAUUCCUUCCCUUUUUGAUGAUAUUACAGGCAGUCCACGCGCCCAAUCUAUUAGUCAAGAAGUGGGUCACGCUGCUGCUGAGACUUUUCUUGUUACUAGAUUGAGUUUGAAGCUUUUAACAUUUCUUGGGGUAGGCUACAAAUGGAUAUUGAGGUUUAUGGCCCUUGGUUGCUACUCUGUGAUGCUUCUUCCAGGUUUUAUUCAAGUUGGAUAUUACUAUUUCUUCUCCAAACAGGUUCUGAGAAGUAUAGUUUAUGGCGAUCAACCGAGAAAUAGGCUUGAUCUGUAUUUACCCAAAAACAAUGAUGGGCCAAAGCCAGUUGUUGCAUUUAUAACUGGAGGAGCCUGGAUUAUCGGAUAUAAAGCAUGGGGUUCUCUUUUAGGGAAACAGUUGUCAGAGAGAGAUAUCAUAGUAGCCUGCAUAGAUUACAGAAAUUUCCCUCAGGCAACCAUGAGCGACAUGGUGAGGGAUGCUUCUCAAGGCAUCUCUUUUGUGUGCAACAACAUUGCACAAUAUGGAGGUGAUCCUAACAGGAUUUACUUAAUGGGACAGUCGGCUGGUGCACACAUUGCUGCUUGUUCUCUGGUAGACCAGGCAAUCAAGGAGGCCAGUGAAAGAGAAAGCACCACCUGGAGUGUCUCCCAGAUUAAGGCUUAUUUUGGUCUAUCUGGAGGGUACAAUUUGUUUAACCUUGUAGAUUACUUCCACAGUCGUGGUUUGUACCGUUCCGUCUUUCUAAGCAUAAUGGAAGGAGAAGAAUCUUUGCAAAGAUUUUCUCCCGAAGUAAUUGUACAGGAUCCCAACCUGAAAGAUGCAGUCUCACUCCUUCCUCCUAUUAUUCUUUUCCAUGGUACUGCAGAUUAUUCUAUUCCAGCAGAUGCCAGUAAGAAUUUUGCUGAAACUCUUCAAAGAGUUGGAGUUAGGGCUGAAUCGAUUUUAUAUGAAGGGAAGACUCAUACAGAUGUUUUUCUUCAGGAUCCAAUGAGAGGGGGCAAAGAUCAGAUGUUUGAAGAUUUAGUUGCAAUUGUUCAUGCUAAUGAUCCAGAAGCUCAGGCCAAAGAUGCGGUUGCUCCUCCAAGAAGACGCCUCGUACCUGAAUUCAUGAUACAGGUGGCUCGAAAAGUUAGCCCCUUCUAACAAUUCCCAGACACUCCACCACUAACCACUAAACCACCUAAGUUCUUGUUUAUUCUUUCUACUGAUGUGCAUAUCAUUAAUGGAAGUAGAUCAUUUCUUGUUACACUGCUCUUUGCCUUUUUCUUUUCCUGUAAUUUUCCCCUGUAGAUGAAAGGUCCUUUAUUUUGAUGGAGGAGCAUGUUGGUUUUGUAGGCAUCAAUUCUUGGUGCCUUCUCAUUAUCAAUGGAAAACGUGGCCUCUUUGAUUUC